Molecule: messenger RNA, 1285 nt
Organism: Sorex araneus (European shrew)
Lineage: Eukaryota; Metazoa; Chordata; Mammalia; Eulipotyphla; Soricidae
Gene: SPACDR
Product: sperm acrosome developmental regulator
Exons: 3
Coding region: 502-1089 (195 amino acids)
Source: RefSeq, a predicted model, not a curated record
GCGGGCCUGGUCCAGUUCGAUGGCCCUUCUGGAUCGGUGCUUUCCCCCCCAGGGAGAGCUGGCACCGGCAGUACCAUGCGCGGGGCCACUUGAGUCAGUGCCAGGAGUCGACCUAGCCCGCGGGCGCCGCUGGGAGCGGGGGACAGCGAAACUGGGGGCCCCCACAAAAAUUCCACUGGCCAGCAACCUCCCGCCUCGACGGGGCUUGGUUCUGGGGGUCCUGAGAGCCAUGGCGGGGGUGGGGUGAAGGCCAGGUCAGGCUCACAAUGGGCUAGAAUCUUCCCUCCCUUGAGUUCUUUUCUGCGUCAACUCCUCUCCCCACCCAGGGAGGGGAGGAAAGCCCGGGACGUGUACUGGGGGCGUCGUGCCCCCCAACCGCUCUGCUUCUCCCGUGGUGCUGGGCUCGCUGCUCUCUGACCCCCAACCCGAGUGCCCUUCCCAAAUGCUGCCUCUGUCCCGCGCGCGCGGCCCUGGUGUGGUGCGGCGGGUGCCGCGGCAGGGAUGGCGUUCUUCAUGAGGAUCUUCCACUGGGUUUGGAAGAAAAUCACUGGCUGGGUCUUUUUCUGGAAACGCAGAGUGAAGCCACCCGAGCCGAAGCACCUUGACCCGAGCAAGCCCGCGGUGACAGAGAUAGAGAAGUGCAAGGUGGUGGAGACAUUGACGGUGGCGGAGCUGCCCACGGAGUCCCUGGUCCCCAAGGCGACCGAGAUCCCCAAGGCCCCUUCGGAUGGGGUGGAGGCAAGCGUGGGGGGCCACUCCCGCCGUUCGCUGCUGCAGCUGCCCCGAAUGGCCAUGCAGUCCGUGUCCACCUUCAUGGUCUCCACCCUGCAGAAAUGCAUCUGGAAGUCAUCUGUGAGUUCUAGCUCCGUUUCCUCCCAGUUGCGGCCCGCAUCCCCCUUGGGGUCGAAGGAGGCAGAGAUGCUGCGGGAAGUGUACCUGGUGCUCUGGGCCAUCCGGAAGCAGCUGCGGCAGCUGGCACAGCGGCAGGAACAGCGGCGCCAGCGCCACCUCUGGGCCCUGGCCAACGCCCCGCCAGCAGAGCCCGCGCCGGUUCAGGCGCCCAAACAGGACGCACGGAGCCCCCUCUAGGAAGGAGCCCCGCAUCCUCCAAGCACCCCCAUCUCAUUCUUUGGGAAGGACCUUAGAGGCCAGGGCAGCUGUCCGGAGUUGAGUGAGUUCUCAUGGCUUCAGUGCUCAUCGCCUCCAGUUCCCAGCCAGGUGGGGGUCCCACGAACUCACACCUCUGUUGUUUAUUCACUUUGUAAAAAACGGAAAUUGUCAAAUA